AUGAUUGAUCGAAAACAAUUGAAAGCUGGAGAUCACAUCUACUCUUGGAGGCAGGCUUACAUCUAUGCUCAUCAUGGAAUAUAUGUUGGAGAUGGAAUGGUAAUCCACUUCACAGAUGGAGCAAUCCAACAAACUGAAACACCAACUAUCUCCAACCGUUUCUGUUCAAUUCCCUCUCUGGAUACCGACAUUCCAUGCCCAAGAUGCGGUGAUUGCUGCCAAACAAAGAUGCAUGGUGUCAUCUUAUCCUGCUUAGAUUGUUUUCUUUCUGAAGGUGGACUACACCGCUAUCUGUAUGGUGUCUCUACACUACAUUUUAUAGUCCAAGCUCGAGGAGGUACUUGCACGCGUGCUUCUUCAGAUCCAACCAAAGAGGUCCUAUUCCGUGCUUUGUAUCUUCUUGAAAAUGGAUUUGGUGACUACCAUUUCUAUAAGAAUAAUUGUGAAGAUUUUGCAAUUUAUUGCAAAACAGGCCUCCUUGCAGCUGCAAACAGCAGUGCAGGCGGAAGUGGACAAGCAGCAACUUACGCAGCCGCUGCUAAUUCUAUAGCUUCUUUAUCACUUCGAUUUGUGGCUUCCAGUUAUUGUGGUCUGACAUUGGUUGGUUGUGGAAUGUACUGCUAUAGAAGAUUGAUUUCUGAUAUUGGAUUUCACAAUGGAGUAACUAAUGUUCCUGUAGAAAAAAUAUCUGAGAUGGCCAAGGCGGAAAACUAG
This is a messenger RNA of Medicago truncatula (barrel medic), 714 nucleotides long. RefSeq names its product protein LEAD-SENSITIVE 1. The transcript is spliced from 4 exons. Bases 1 to 714 code for a protein of 237 amino acids. NCBI's taxonomy places the organism in Eukaryota, Viridiplantae, Streptophyta, Magnoliopsida, Fabales, Fabaceae. The record is from RefSeq and is a predicted model, not a curated record. Gene Ontology annotation, molecular function: iron-sulfur cluster binding; oxidoreductase activity; heme binding.